AUUUUUUGAGUCCCAUGCGCCAUCUGUUUUGUUCGAUGUUCGAUAUUCGAUAACCAUGUCCUCAACUCGACGACAACAACAACAGCAACGGCGAUAAAAAGCCACCGUCGUCAACCAUAUAUAUACAUCUCAAUAUAUCAUCACGCUGUGUUGCUUGUUUGCGCGCUCCACUACCUGGACAUAAAACGACCUGGUGCCGUGAGGACCUUUUCGCUGGCCGAGGUUUCUCAAACACCACCACGAUACGAGACUUUGCUGUAUUUAAUGUCUCUGGCUUCUCUUGUUUUUCCUGUUCUCUGGCUCGUUCGCUCGUUUCUUCGUCACCGCGCAUCCCUAGACGCCGUCAGCCAUCAUGGGUAACCCGGCGCAUCGCAAAAUCAAGCAACGCGAGGGUGCCACUUCGACCUCGGCAACUCCCAACGGCGCCAGCGACAACAACGAAAGUCCAACAUCAUCAUCAUCGUCAUCCGAUCCCAUGAUGCGCCGGCAGUCUCCCGCACGGCGCACUCUGUCGCGCAUCUCGACCACCUCCAGCUUGCCGUACAAGGUGUACAAACGGCGGUUUUUUGGCCUGGCGCAACUCGCGCUCCUCAACAUUGUCGUGUCGUGGGACUGGAUCGCGUUUGCGCCCGUCUCGUCGACGUCGGCGCAGUACUUCAACACGUCCGAGACCAACAUCAACUGGGUGUCGACGGCGUUCCUGUUUGCGUUUUGCGUCACCACGCCCGCCACGUUUUGGGUGCUGCACAAACACGGGCCCAAAGCCGCCAUCGUCACCUCCGCGGCGUUGCUGCUCGUGGGCAACUGGGUCAAAUACGGUGCGACCCGGGCCAACAACUUUGCCGGCGUCAUGGUCGGGCAGUUGAUCAUCGGGUUCGCGCAACCCUUUGUGCUAGCCUCGCCCACCUCCUACAGCAACCUCUGGUUCAGCGCGGCGGGACGCACGACUGCCACUGCUCUCGCGUCCCUCGCCAACCCGUUUGGCGCCGCGCUCGGUCAACUCAUCUCGCCCUUUUGGGCCCACAAGCCGUCCGACAUCCCCAACAUGGUUUUGUACAUCAGCAUCAUCUCGUCGGUGGCGUGCGUGCCGGCCUUUUUCAUCCCCGCGAAACCACCAACGCCGCCUUCGGCGGGCAGCAACACCGACCACAUGGACCGCGCGUCUCUCACGCAUGACCUGAAGACACUCGUCCACAGCGUCGAGUUCUACCUCAUGUUUAUUCCGUUCAUUGUGUAUGUCGGCUUCUUCAACGCCUUUUCCAGCCUCCUCAAUCAGAUCCUAGAGCCGUACGGGUUCAGCGAGACGGACGCCGGGAUCGCAGGCGCCAUUCUCAUCGUCGUUGGUCUCGUGUGCGCCGCCGUCUCGUCGCCCAUCAUCGACCGCUACAAGUUUUACCUGUGGUACAUCCGAUGCGCCGUCCCGUUUUUGGCUGUGGGGUAUUUGAUCAUCAUCUGGGCCCCGCAGACGCACUCGUUGGCCUACGUCGACGUGGUCUGCGCGAUUUUGGGGGCUGCCAGCUUCGGUCUGGUGCCCGUCGUGCUCGAGUUCCUCGUCGAGACGCACUACCCUCUCGGUCCCGAGCUGGGGAGCAGUCUUUGCUGGUGCGGCGGGCAAAUCUUGGGAGGCAUCUUCAUUGUCAUUAUGAACGCGUGCAAGGACGACAGUAAAGGCGCGAGUCCGCCUUCCAACAUGAAGCGUGCAUUGAUCUUCCAGGCGGUGCUAGCAAUCGCCGUCACUCCCUUGCCUUUGUGUCUGGGUCUGUUUGGACGUCGUGCGAGGGUGAGGAGGUUGAGGUGGGAAGCUGAUCAAAAUCCCGAAGGUGGUGGUCACGUCGAGCAGAUUGUCUCGGUGCAAGAGGGGGAUGAACAACCUCAGCAUGUCGAGGUCGAACCGACCAUGCCGGCGAGGGGUGUAUGACAUGAUAUGAUAUUUGUGACGUGACACACUUGUCACCGCCUUUUGCUGUUGGGACACGGUCAACGUAUGACAGAAUGAGCGGAAAGAGAUUGGAGAGGACGAUAGGUAUUUCGCACAUCCACCUCUGCAUUACGCACAAGGCUACCUGAAUAAUUUAGUCCGAUUUACUGUCCUUGUUAGUGUUUUGGUCCUCGUCAUCCUCACUGUCCUUAAGAAUGUCUCUUGACUUACCCGCAUGUGGUCGGUUACCAUUCAACUCAUAUUGAAACCAAAGGAAUGGGACGAGAGGUUAGGAGGGGACAUCACUGAUAUUUACCUGGUAAGGUAGCCUCGAGAGUGAUGCAGAGGUUGGUGUGCGUUGCGUGGCACCUAUCGCCAUUGCAUAGGUAUAUGUACAUGCCUUGACUAGGUAAGUGAACAUCACAACGAGUGUUUUGUGCCAGCACCGUUACUGUCACGUGGUUGCCCCGGAAGAAUUGACAAUGAUGUACGGAGUAAGUCACUCGCUGUUUCCUCCGAGCCAUCUGGAAAGGUACGAUUCGCAAGCCUAACAAGCACGAACACGAACGGCGUCACGAACACCACCAUAAGACUACCACCAGCGCCAUGUGCAUGCUCAACUCCGAUCCACGUUUUCCUUUUCCGGACGGGUCGACCCUGCACAGCAACGGGGAGUCGACCAAUAUAACCGAGAAUGGGUGGACGAUCACGCACAAUUUUGAAGAAAAGGAACGAGGAUCAGACCAAGGUGGAGGACAACAACUGCAUGACGGUGAUGAUGCCCGACAUGCCUACGAGUACGUCCGGUAUCGCGACGAUGGUCGAUAUUGUCCUGACCCAACAAUCUGUUCCAACGAUGAACGCCCACGGCCUUGAGGUGGCUCUUUUAUUACCUGGAAGGUCAGCUUGCCAAUGGCAUUGUAGAAGAGAAGGUAGAUAGGAAAUAGAUAUUAUCC
Exophiala oligosperma is the source of this 2874-nucleotide messenger RNA. RefSeq lists its product as uncharacterized. Bases 353 to 1918 code for a protein of 521 amino acids. NCBI's taxonomy places the organism in Eukaryota, Fungi, Ascomycota, Eurotiomycetes, Chaetothyriales, Herpotrichiellaceae. Gene Ontology annotation, molecular function: transmembrane transporter activity. Gene Ontology annotation, cellular component: membrane. The record is from RefSeq and is a predicted model, not a curated record. Gene Ontology annotation, biological process: transmembrane transport. The transcript has 2 exons.